CUAUGGCUCCUCCUGGUGGCAAUGCUUUCAAAGAAUCCAACUCAACAGGCUUAGAUUAUGAGGUUAAGAUGUCUAAAGUAGAGGCUAAUAACAAACCAGCAAGAUAUGGAAUCCAUUCAAGCAAUGGUGUCUAUGAGCUCCUCGAUUGCCUAGUUUGUACAAAUCUUAUGUAUCCUCCAAUUUUUCAGUGCCCUAAUGGCCACACACUGUGUUCAAGCUGCAAACUGAAAGUGCACAACACAUGCCCUACAUGCCGCUACGAGCUCGGCAACAUAAGAUGUUUGGCGCUCGAGAAAGUUGCGGAAUCGUUAGAAGUUCCGUGCCGGUACCAAAGUCUAGGGUGUCACGACAUUUUCCCGUACUACAGCAAGCUCAAGCACGAGCAGCACUGCAGGUUUCGAUCUUACAACUGUCCUUACGCUGGCUCUGAGUGUUCGGUGGCCGGUGAUAUUCAAACUCUUGUUGACCAUCUCAAAGAUGAUCAUAAAGUCGAUAUGCAUGAUGGUUGCACCUUCAACCACCGUUAUGUCAAGUCAAAUUCACUCGAGGUUGAGAAUGCUACAUGGAUGCUUACGGUGUUCAACUGUUUUGGAAGACAGUUCUGCUUACACUUUGAGGCGUUUCAGCUUGGGACGGCACCAGUGUACAUGGCCUUUCUGCGUUUCAUGGGAGACGAGAAGGAGGCUAAGAAGUUUAGUUACAGUUUGGAAGUUGGAGCUCACAGCCGUAAACUGACUUGGCAAGGCAUUCCUAGAAGCAUCAGAGACAGUCACAGGAAAGUUCGGGAUAGUCAAGACGGACUCAUCAUCCCUAGAAACAUGGCUUUGUACUUUUCUGGUAGUGAUAAAGAAGAGCUUAAGCUGCGAGUUACUGGGAGGAUUUGGAAAGAAGAAUAGCUCUCUGAUGAUGAUUUUGAUUGGAGCUGAAACGGAUGAUGUACAUAGGACAUAGCAGAGUCUUGAGAGCUUCUUUCACCAUUAAUAGGUUGCAAUCUUCUGUUGUUUUGCAAUAUUACAUACUCUUGUCUUGUAAUUUUCCUGAUUUGUUGGAAAAAAAAACGAGAGAGACAGACAAGCUUUAGUUUUGGUUAUGUUCUUGUAUCAAAAGUUGAUUUUGUCUUACUUUUAUCAUACAGUAUGAUCCAUGAUAACUCUUCCUCAUCA
This is a messenger RNA of Brassica napus (rape), 1163 nucleotides long. Its product is annotated as putative E3 ubiquitin-protein ligase SINAT1. Gene Ontology annotation, cellular component: cytoplasm. Gene Ontology annotation, molecular function: protein binding; zinc ion binding; ubiquitin protein ligase activity. NCBI's taxonomy places the organism in Eukaryota, Viridiplantae, Streptophyta, Magnoliopsida, Brassicales, Brassicaceae. The transcript is spliced from 3 exons. Gene Ontology annotation, biological process: multicellular organism development; ubiquitin-dependent protein catabolic process. The record is from RefSeq and is a predicted model, not a curated record. Bases 3 to 896 code for a protein of 297 amino acids.